Molecule: messenger RNA, 333 nt
Organism: Phytophthora nicotianae INRA-310
Lineage: Eukaryota; Oomycota; Peronosporomycetes; Peronosporales; Peronosporaceae
Exons: 1
Coding region: 1-333 (110 amino acids)
Source: RefSeq, a predicted model, not a curated record
AUGAUCAACGCUACUCACGGUACAAAGACGAAGUACAAUAUCUUUUCUAUUAUAGCCCACGAUGCGCUUGGAAAGGCCAGUUUGCUCAACAUGCAGUGGUUCAAAAUUAUUCUAAUGAAGCUAUAUCGUGAUAAAUCCUAUGUCAUUCCUAUCAAACCCGCUACCUUGGGAGUUACUGGGGACGGACAGACUCAGACUGAUGCGACGAUCAUUUGCCGCGCGUUAUCAGAUCAUGAAGAACGAGAGGAUGCUGAUACCAGUGAACUGCAACGGAAACCACUGGUGUGUUGUCAUGAUAGACCUAGAAAAGGCAAAGCGUAUGUGUACAACUAG